UACGGAGACGUAUUUAGGUUUAAUGGUGAAAAGAUGGAACAACCAGUACGCAGAAGAAAAAUGCCUAAUACAACUAGCAUCCCCAGAUCUGAAACAACCAGAGCCAUUGGUGGUUCAAAAACGCGAAAUUCAACAAGGUCUGGAAAAGAAAUGAUUGACAAAAAGAAUCGGAAAAACAAAGGGCAACAUUCUGCACGUUCCUCAUCACAGCCACUGUUAUUGCCGAGUUCUCCUUUCUUUGCGAUGCCUUCCAAAGUCCAUCUGGUUAUUACCAUUCUCUGUGUGGUCCUUAUGCUGGGACUGCUGUCCGGUGUAGGAGUCUACAUUUGGAAGGAACACUUCGACGAUGAUGUCAGUAGGUCUACAGAGCCGGAGAAUAAAACAAGCCCUUUAGAUCAUGGGCCGAUAUCAAGAUCUAUAGUGAACUGGAGUCAACUAAACUUUUCUAGCAACGGAAUAAUAUUUGAUGCUAUUACAAAAUCAACUCAGGGAAAAGGUCUAAAAGGAAUUUUGGGGAAAGGUCUGGAUGCCACUUUGGCAAAACCUUGCAAUUUAACCAAAAAUUCAAACGACGAUGGACUCUGUCUAGAACUUGGUGAUAAAUAUAGACUUGAAGUGCUUAAAAAACCAGCCAUAGCAAAACGGUCAACUACGGAGAACAAUUUACAAUGCUUUUCUAUUCAUUGGAUUCCGUUGGUAGCUAACCAGUUGAAAGAAACACAAGAAGAUUGCUUCUAUUUAAGCAAUCUUUAUUGGUUCGGUGGCUUUGAAUCUGAGACACAGGAAUGGCCGAUGAAUAACUACCAGAAAAACCUAUCUGCUUUUAUUACAGGUGACUCGUUUCAAGGAAACGGUGGUUAUUUUGGCAGUGUAGUAGAAGGGAUAUUUCUAUCCUCUUCUGGGCUUGGGAUUGUCGUCGACGAAACCACGCCACUGUACAUCAGCGUUAAUCAGGGGGGUUCGCCUCUUCUCUGUAUGGUGGGUAAAGUGGGCAGUGACACGCCUUUUUUUAAUAUUUCAAAUCCAUUCCUCAAAUAUGACGUUUGCCAGUCUUCUGAUAUUGCCAGCUUAUGGCAGGGUAUCUCUAACAAGUACAUACCGAAGCCUGCAAGUGUUCCAUCUUUGGAUCUCUUCAGGUACCCCAUAUGGUGCACUUGGGCCAUUUAUAAAGAGGUUAUCAACGAAUCAACAGUCUUAGAGUUUGCCAAAGACAUCGUAUUCAACAAUUUGAGCUUUUCACAGUUAGAAAUAGACGAUUCCUGGACACCCCACUACGGAGAUUUUAACUUCACUUCUGAUCGGUUCCCGGACGCUGUCGGCUUGAUCAAAAACUUGACCGCCAUGAAUAUUCCAGCAACGAUAUGGAUGCAUCCAUUUUUCAACAACGACUCCGACGCUUUCCAAGAACUGUCUUCAAAAGGUUAUCUCAUCAGAGAGCUCGACUCGGAUAAGCCGCAUCUUGUCUCCUGGUGGAGAGGAGAAAACAACGCAGGCGUUUUAGACUUUACGAACCCGGAAGCUGUAAACUGGUAUUUGAGCAGACUGGAGUAUUUGAAGAAGACGUUUAACGUAACCUCCUUCAAGUUCGAUGCCGGCGAGUUGACUUGGGUUCCGGGGAAGUACAGACUCAACGAUACCCUGGUCACGCCUAACUAUCUUACCAGUAAAUACAUUGAAAUGACCUCCAGGGGCGACCUCGACCAACGACGACAGGAAGUGAGAUCUGGAUUUAGAAGCCAGAAUUCAACAUUCUUAUUAAGAAUGUUGGACAGACGCAGUGAUUGGAGUCAUGCUCUAGGGCUUAAGACACUGAUUCCUUGUUCUCUUGCGUUUGGCAUGAUGGGAUACCCCUACGUUCUUCCAGACCUAAUUGGUGGAAAUGACUACGGAGAAGGCUUUCCAAGCCAAGAACUUUUCAUUCGAUGGCUCCAGGCCACAGUAUUUAUGCCCGUACUCCAAUUCUCCAUUCCACCCUGGCACUAUAACGACUCUAAAGUCGUUGAACUCUCACAUAAAUAUAUUCAGCUUCAUGAGAAGUACGCGGACAAAAUUAUCAAUUUGGCUAAGAAUGCUGAAAAGACAGGCCAGCCCAUAAAUAGGCCAUUAUGGUGGAUCGCUCCCCAAGACGACGAGGCACUGCGACUAGAUUCUGAGUUUUUGCUUGGCGAUGAUCUGCUGGUGGCACCCGUUCUGGACGAAGGCUCAACGUCGCGAGAUAUUUAUUUACCGAGCGGUCAAUGGAAAGAUGAAAAUAAAGGAACGAUAAUUGACGGAGGUGUUUGGGUUAGAAAUUAUUCAGCCCCCUUGGAGUUAUUGCCAUAUUUUACGAAAGUAUGACUUGAAUAGACCAUUAUAGGUGGCCAUUGGUUUAUAACAUGAGCAACUGUUUUAUCAUUUUUAAUUAAAUGUGCAUUAGAAUUUGUGUUAGCGUACUGGGAGAGGAGAGCAUGUAUACUUCUUCAUUUAGUAAAUAUUAACAUCAAUAGUCGAUAUUGCUACUCAAUUAUCUUUUCUUGACAAAACAAUUUUUUUUUGAGUUUCAAAGUUUUUCCUUAUGUAUGCCAUUCAUUUUGUAGAUCUACAUUUUAAUUCGAAAGCACAUCAUUAAGCUGUAAAUCUUAAGAGUUGGGAUCAAACCCGAUACAGGUAAUAAUUCCAGUAGAACUGAAACAUGGCAGGUGGAAACAAUUCAUUAGUAGCACUUUCUGUUAUGUAUUUUACCCCAGAUGUGUAUACUUUAAAAAGCAUAUAUCAAAUCACUCUGUCUGUCUGGUAAAAAGUUUGUACACUUUAUUUUUCCCUAACCCAAUCUCGAAUCAAGAUGAAAUUUGGCACAAUUAUUUCUUAUACCUGACAACACAAGAAUCAAUAAAAAAUAAUGUACCAAUUAGUUAAUUAACUAUUGGUUAUUAAUUAUUAUUUUUGGUAUCGAACAAAGGAAAUUGAACUUUACUGAUGUGGUGGUAUUAGUUAAAAUAGCCACCUUUUUACUUUGUAAGUCGCCUCUUUAAAGCUUGAAGCUAACAAGAGAUAACUAUAAAACCUAUUUUCAUAAGCGAUUCUCUGGUACAGUGGCUACUGUGUUCGCUUGAGAAAACUUUAGGAUGCUUGAGCUCUCGAGUUCGAAUUCUUGUCUUUCAACUUUUUUUUUUUUUUUACUUUUUAUAAAUACAUUUAAAAAAAAACAACCACGCUAACAUUCACCCUGUAUCCCCCUUCACAUGCCCUUGAAGUUUUCUUUCUUGUCUAAUCACCGUGUUUUUUGGUAUAUGAAUUCGUUUUCAAUUGGCUUGUAUUGUGUGUGUUUUUUACGUCACGUCUUAGUUCUAGUGUCUAUCUUAUUUCGAUGAACGUACUGACAGAAAUGUACAUGUAUAUAUAUAUAUAUAUAUAUAUAUAUAUA
This is a messenger RNA of Biomphalaria glabrata, 3403 nucleotides long. RefSeq names its product myogenesis-regulating glycosidase-like. The record is from RefSeq and is a predicted model, not a curated record. Gene Ontology annotation, biological process: carbohydrate metabolic process. Bases 34 to 2337 code for a protein of 767 amino acids. Gene Ontology annotation, molecular function: hydrolase activity, hydrolyzing O-glycosyl compounds. The transcript is spliced from 3 exons. Lineage: Eukaryota; Metazoa; Mollusca; Gastropoda; Planorbidae.